AUGGAGAGUGGAAAUGCCAAUGGAAGGAAGGAAGGUAGACUAGUGGUCUAUUUCAACAAAGAAUAUAAGACUUUUCAGCUAACAAAUAUUAAAGGAGUAGCCCUUAGAUCCUAUAGAACAAACCAAAAUCACCUGCAUUUAACUUUUCAAAAUGACAACUUCUUGUUUAUUGACAGAUUGUCCUGCAGAGAUGCCAAAGAGUUGAAGAUGUUUCUGGAUUGAGUCCAUCAAAAUAAUCUUCAACCACCUAUGGGGUCUGAAAUGGGUAGUGGUGUCUUUUCCAGCAUGACAGCUGAGAAGAAAAGCAAGGAAAAGUCAUUCUGCAAAGUGAGUAUGACGUCAAGGAAUGAACCUUCUGAGGCAGAAGAAGGAAACAGAGCACUUGACCUUCAGAAGCUACUUUUAUUGGUAUCAAAGUCAUUAACAGACCCCUGUGAAGAGUUACAGGAUAAGGGAUGUGAGAUGAGGGAAAGGAUGCUCUCCUCUGGCUCAGAGUUAAAGGGAUUCCUGAAAAACACAAGGAAAAGGAAGUUCGUGAGCGACCGCCUGAGGCAGUUAAGCCCCCAAAAUAAAGUAUUAACGUCAGAAAAGACAGAAGAGGAUAAGAAAUUAGAAUUUCAGCUUUUAUUCAAAGCCAGUUUUUUAAGAGACCCUUCUGUAGAGGGCACUGUGUUCUUCCAAAAUCUCUCUGAGAAACUGUAUUUGGCAUUUCUGUUGGGACUAAAGUAUUGUAACGAUAACUCAGAGUGGAAAAAACUCAGAAAGACCUUGGGCUUUUACCCACAGAAACUGUCACAGGGCCUCAUCAACUUGGGGAACACCUGUUACAUGAAUGCAGUUUUACAGGCUCUCUUUUCAAUUCCAUCCUUUGCUGAAGACUUACUUAAUCACAGUUUCUACUGGAGCAGCGCUGACCUCAAUGCUUUUAACAUGUGCAUGACAGAACUGCUGAUUAUAAAAGAUGUGGAUAUCAUAAAAGUCAAGAAGCUGUUACUUAAGAAUAUUAAAAGAAAAGUUUCAGCAGUUGCAAGUUCAUUCUAUGGCAACACAGAAAAUGAUGCUUAUGAGUUUUUAAGUCACUGUUUAGAUCUGAUGCAAAGGAACAAGGGCAAAUUAAGCACAGUCAGGCAGAGGAAAACGGAAUCUGAGGAAGAAAAUUCACCUCAACAAGUUUUUGCUGACAGUGCUGCCACCAACCUGCUCGCCUGCCCUGUCAUCAGCAAUUUUGAAUUUGAGGUGCUGUUCUCUCUUACUUGUAAAGAGUGUAGUCACAUUGUUCACAAAACAGAAGUGUGUAAUUCUCUCUCCAUCAACAUUCCCUCAAAAAGCAAAGCACUUCCUGUGUCUAUUCAGUCUGCUUUUGAUUAUUUCUUCGAACCAGAAGAGCUUGAGUAUAAAUGUGAGAAGUGUAAGUGCAAUUAUUCUCUUGCAAAGCACAAGUUCAGUAGGCUACCCAGGAUCCUUAUUGUUCAUCUGAAACGCUAUACCUUAAAUAAGUUUUACGCACUGAGUAAGGAUGACCAGAAGGUGGCUAUUCCCAGAUAUUUAAUGUUAUCUUCUCAUUGCAGUGAAAACAUCAAAUCACCUAUUCCCUUGAGCAAGAAUGCACAUAGCAGGGAAUCCCAAAUUUUUAAAUUAUUUGAUAAAACGUAUUCUGAACUCAUCAGUUCAUUGACACCUUCAACAAACUUGACCUCGGCAUCCCAAGAGUCCCUGGCUCCACACAUUGGAUCAGACAAAGAAUCUGAACCACAGAAGCACAAGAUGCCCUGUAAAGGGUCGAGCAGUGAACAGCAGCAAACAGGCCCGGGAACUAAACCGAGUACAGUGGAGUUCAAAUUGACAAACUCAGGAGAUGGAGCAGUCCCUGAAGAAAAGCUGUUAGCAGCUGACUUAAUGAUGAAUCUAGAAAACACCUUUGCUUCUCUGAAGCUUGAAAAUGAAGGUAAACCCAGUAACGACCCAGAUGCAUCUCUUGCAGAAGUUCCUCCUGAAGAAAUUCUUGCAAAUCCAAAAGAGAAGAGAGAUGAGAAAGGCAAUGAGUGUGUAGAUUUUGAGACGGUCUCAAAUAGUACUGAAAAUUUUUCUGAAGAUAAAAAAAACAGAAUUAUAGAAGAAUUCCAAAAAGUGGCUGAACAGAUCCAACAGUCUAAAAGGGUGAGACUCUAUAAACAAACCCUUCAGCUGGCACUGCUUCAAAGCCUUCCGAAUCCAAAUGCCCAGGGGUGCACAGAGAACCUCAGAACACCUAAAACAUCGAGUCUCCAGAAAGCCAAUGUGAAGUCUGUAGGUGCACUGGGUUCCAAUGAAAAACCUGGGAAGAAAGAUGUGAAGGAGACAGAACCAGAACCUAAGGCAAAGGAACACAGAAGAAAUACCAAGGUGAAAGAUAGUCAUGCCUAUCAGCUCAUUGCUGUUGUCAGCCACCUUGGGGACACUUCCAGUACAGGCCAUUAUAUCAGUGAUGCCUAUGACUUUGAGAGGCAAAGGUGGUUCACUUACAAUGAUACGCAUGUAUCAAGAAUCCGAAAGGAUCUUAUGCAGGAGGCUAGGCUUCGCACCGGGUACGUCUUCUUUUAUAUGCACAAUAAGAUCUUUGAAGAGCUGUUGGAAAGGGAAAAGAAUUCCCAAUGUGGCAGCAAAAAGGCAGAGGGGACCCCUCAGAAGAAAUAA
Manis javanica (Malayan pangolin) is the source of this 2673-nucleotide messenger RNA. RefSeq names its product ubiquitin specific peptidase 26 (gene USP26). The record is from RefSeq and is a predicted model, not a curated record. Gene Ontology annotation, biological process: G1/S transition of mitotic cell cycle; protein deubiquitination. Gene Ontology annotation, molecular function: cysteine-type deubiquitinase activity. Gene Ontology annotation, cellular component: nucleus; cytosol. Lineage: Eukaryota; Metazoa; Chordata; Mammalia; Pholidota; Manidae.